AGAGGCGCACAGACAGAGCAGGGAGGGGAGCAGAGCCGACCAUCAGCUGUGCGUCUCAGCCAGAUGAACCAGCACCAACACCCCCGCGGACCCGGCUCUGAGCUGGGCACCCAGAGCUAGGGCGCAUGAAUUUGCGCCGCACGGCUCUGCACACGACAUCUCCUCCAUUGACUCUUACUUUUUAUAUACAUAUCGUGUUUUCUUUCCACUGUCAUCAUGGUGCUGGGCAAAGUGAGGGCCUUGGCGAUCUACUUUGACAGUUUGAAUGAGAACAACCUGCCGGCGUUCUCAGGGGGAGAGCUGGUGUCAGGGAGGGUGGUCGUGGAGGUCACCGGGGAUGUGCGGGUGAAGAGUCUGGACAUAACCGCGAGAGGAGUCGCCAAGGUCCGGUGGACAGAGUCGAGGAACGCCGGAGCCAACACGGCGUACACUCAGAACUACACAGAGGAGGUGGAAUACUUACAUCACUACGACACCUUGAUAGGAGAGGAGAGAGAUGAGGAUUGUCCAGAGGAAGGUCUGACUGUUCUGCAUGCCGGCCUCCACGAGUUUGCUUUCAGCUUCAACCUGCCUCAGAUGGCCCUGGCCACAUCUUUUGAAGGGAAGCACGGCAGUGUCAGGUACUGGGUGAAAGCUGAACUGCACCGUCCGUGGCUGCUCCCUGUGAAAGUCAAGAAAGAGUUCAUUGUGUUCGAACACAUCGACAUCAACACACCGCUGCUGCUGAAGUUAAAACUAGUUGUAUCUGAACAGGCUCCUCAAGCUGGAACAAAGGAGAAGACUCUGUGCUGCUGGUUCUGUGCCUCAGGCCCGAUCUCCCUUAGUGCCAAGAUUGAGCGAAAGGGCUACACACCAGGCGAGUCUAUCCAAAUCUUCGCUGAGGUGGAGAACUGCUCCUCCCGGGUUGUGGUGCCCAAGGCUGCGCUGUACCAGACCCAGACCUUCUACGCCAAGGGCAAGGGCAAGCAGAUCCAGCAGCUGGUGUCCAAUCUGCGAGGAGACCCCCUGCCGCAGGGGAAGAGCCAGAGCUGGGAGGGAAAACUGCUCAAAAUACCUCCGGUGUCCCCCUCCAUCCUGGACUGUCCUAUCAUCAGAGUGGAGUACGCCCUCAUGGUAUAUGUGGACGUCCCCGGGGGCUUGAACUUGUCUCUCUCACUGCCGUUGGUGAUCGGGACCAUACCUCUCCACACCAGCAGCACCCGCACUUCCAGCAUAAGCAGCAACUGCAGCACUUUGACCUGGCUGGGCCUGUCGCAGACACCUGAGGCACCACCAAGCUACAGCGAUCUGUCAAUAUCAGAGUCCCACAGACAAGAUUGUCUGCAAGGCUGUGAUAGGUCUGACGGGGUGGGAGAGGACCAGGGAUCUCUGCUAACUUAUAUCACAGAGUUCAGAUAUCUUCCCCCGCCAGUCUACUCUGAGGUUGACCCCAACCCAGACCCCGUGGAAGUGUGUCAUGGAGCCAUAGAUGUCAGGAGACCUUACACGUGUCCAUCCCGCUGAGGAGAGCUCUAGAGCUCAGAAGGCUUCUGCACAAACAAGACACCGUCACCCUCAGCUCCCAGGCCCACACAGCCAGCUUCUCGCUAGAUUAUAUACCACGACAAAUGAGGCUGUACCCUCCCCGACACGGGAAUGUCAGCUGAGA
Messenger RNA from Paralichthys olivaceus (Japanese flounder), 1648 nucleotides. The record is from RefSeq and is a predicted model, not a curated record. NCBI's taxonomy places the organism in Eukaryota, Metazoa, Chordata, Actinopteri, Pleuronectiformes, Paralichthyidae.